Molecule: messenger RNA, 1362 nt
Organism: Ophidiomyces ophidiicola
Lineage: Eukaryota; Fungi; Ascomycota; Eurotiomycetes; Onygenales; Onygenaceae
Exons: 5
Coding region: 1-1362 (453 amino acids)
Source: RefSeq, a predicted model, not a curated record
AUGGCCGGUGGCUUCCAUCCUCCGCCCGCCGUCAUGGCGUCCUGGCCACGGCCCAACUACGUCAACCCGCCCACCAGGGGCGAAGGUGUGAUGAUCGUGGCCCUGGUGCUGGGCGUCCUCAUGCUCAUUUUCGUCUCCCUGCGCGUGUGGGUGCGCUUCCGCGUGCAGCGCGAGCCCGGCGUGGACGACUACAUUGUCCUGGCCGCCGUGGUGCGUGACCCCCGAUAUAUCGCCUUUCAGCAUGCAACUAUGUUCUGGUCUAACGGUGGUGUGUGCCUUCUAGUUGCCGGCCAUUGGCCUCAUUACUACUCUCUGCCUGAUCAGCCCUUUACACCUAGGGUAUCGUCAUAUUUGGGACACGCCCCUGAAGAAUUUCGUCCCGAUUCAAAGGCUGAAUUGGAUUUCACAACUUUUGUAUGCAUAUCCCUGUCCUGCUCACAAGCGGAUAGCACCGUGCUGAUACAUCUUUUUUUUUUGUCAACCAGCUUCCUCCUUAGUAACAUUUUAACGAAAAUCUCUAUUCUCGUACUAUACUUGCGAGUUAUCAAAGGCACAGCAAACAAAAUCUUCCUGCAUGUCGUCCGCGUGGCCAUCGCCAUCCUCGUCCUGUAUGGAGUCUCGGGCGUCGUCCUGCUGUGCCUCAUGUGCCAGCCCCUCGACGCAUACUGGCUCCAGUUCGACCUCCUCCACCCACCCAAGGGCUACACGUGCUGGGAUGAGAGCAUCCUGCCGAUGUAUGCCGUCUUCUUCAACCUGUGCACCGACCUGAUGACGACGAUCCUGCCCAUGUUCUUGUUCAAGCAGCUGAAGAUGCCCACCAGAGAAAAGCUGUCCCUGGCCGCGGUGUUUGGAGUGGGGUUCAUCGUGUGCAUCUCCAGCAUCAUCCGGGCGUACUACUACCAUUACGUCUUUUUCAAAACAUACGACAUUACCUGGCUUGCGUAUGACGUCUGGAUGUGGACCGUGGUCGAAUGCCACCUUGGAAUCAUCGUCGCGUGCGCACCGCCGCUGCGACCCCUGUUCAAACGCUUCCUGCAAACCGCCAUCUACGGCAGCUACGGCGACCACAGCUUUGGCAGCCGCGCGAAAAACAGCAAGAUCCGCGACGAGGAGCACGACGGCAGCCACUCGUACGCGCUCAAGGAGGGCAUGCGCCGUGGCAAGUCCACCGAGUGGGAUAAGGACAGCAACUCCAGCUCGAUGCCGCUCGAGAGACCCGCCGGCAGCGCCGGCGUCACUGCCAACAACACCAACAGUAAAAACAACAGCAGCGUCCACCACAAUGGCAUCCUGCGCACGGACAACUUUGAAAUCUCCUACAAUCAGAGCCCCACGCCCCAGGAAACUCGCGCCCACGUCUGA